AUGGGCAACAGCCAGGGGAAAGAGUCUCAGCCGCCCUCGAGAGGCCAUGUGCGCCGCUCGAGUGCCCAGGCCAUCGCCACUUCGCCCACAGCUGCCCCGUCCGGGCCCAGCGGAUCGGUGCCUGAGAGAGCAGCGAGUGGUGUAGGCCUGUACAGCGCGAGGAGCGGCAGGGGAAGCAGGCACGACCUGUCCUUCCUGGGCAUAGGGGGAGGAGCCACCAACCCCGAGCGCGAUCCCGCACUGGAGCCGCGGCGCGAGACAAAGGCUGAGCGCGAAGCCCGCAAGCUGGAGAAGGAGCGAGUGCUGAGGGCUCAGGAGCGCGAGCGGAGCAUCAAAGAGGAGGGCGUUGACGGAGCUUUCCUCGUCACCCUCGGAACAUACACCGGACCCGAGGAUUUCAGUAAACCGACCGUGCGCCAGUUGCAGAUCGAGCGGCGCCUGGCUCCCUUUUGGAAAGGCCUCGAUGACCACUCCGACACAUGGACCGAACACCAGCUCGUCGCUGUAGCGAACGGCCUGCCCCUACCCGCUCCAGACGAGAUCCCACCGGAAGAGCCGCCCCGACGGGUCAACCACCUCAGCCCGCAGUGGAAUCCCCGCUCCUCCGACCCCAACAUCAACAGCCUCACAGUCCCCAUGGGAUCUCGCUCCAUGUCCCAGAACUCGGACCGGUCUGGCACCCUCUCGCCUUCACAUCCCGCCUUCUCUCUGCCCUCGCCAACUUCCCCGAUUGCCCAGAAUACCCAAAACACGACGGCCUCAUCUCCCUUUUUCCGUGGCCGGGCCAAGACCCUGGCCUCUCUUGCUACCGGUUCGCGCAACGCCUCGCAGACUGACAUGGCUCCCCAGGAAAUGCAGCUUCCCAAGGACCCAUACGUCAACGGACAGCGAAUAGAGGUCUUCCUCUACAAGAACGCAGCCGAGUGUCCCAUCUGCUUCCUUUACUAUCCACCCUAUUUAAACAGCACCAGGUGCUGUGACCAGCCCAUUUGCUCCGAGUGCUUUGUGCAAAUCAAGCGACCGGACCCUCAUCCUCCUGAGCAUCAUGGAGAAGAGCCCGCUCCAUCCGCUGAACCGCAAGAAGAGAUACAGCUGGUAUCAGAGCCUGCCGCAUGUCCGUUCUGCGUGCAGCCAGAGUUUGGUGUUACUUAUGAGCCUCCGCCAUUCAGACGAGGCCUGAUCUUUGCACACCAGAGCCAGAACUUGCACAGCGCCACUUCUGCCAUGUCAUCUACCACUUCAGUCAAUUCAUCAGGUGUUACGUCCCCCGGAGGCAGGAGAAGGGCCACUUCGCUCGCGGUAAAUGACAAGACUGUCAUCACAACGGAUAUGGUGCGACCUGACUGGGCGAGGAAGCUGGCAGACGCAAAGUCGCAUGCUUUGCGAAGGGCUGCUGCCGCGACAGCUUUACACAAUGCUGCUUAUAUGAUGGGCAACACUCAACAACAGGAAGGUCGCGGAUUCAGCCUGGGCAGACGUCGACGGACCAUGUUUACUACCGAUAGCGCUGGCAGCAGCGGACAAGGCACCCCUCGCAGGGAAGGCGAAGGACCAUCCGGACGCGGAGAGAGCUCUGGCGAUCUCUUCUCUGGGAGGCUCAGCUCACGAAGAGGUGGAGGUAACAGACUCGACGACCUCGAAGAGCUGAUGAUGAUGGAGGCUAUCCGCCUAAGUUUGGCGGCCGAAGAUGACCGCAAGAGGAAAGACGACAAAGAUGCUGCCAAAGAAGCCAAGAAGGAAGGAAAGAAGAAGGCGAAGGAGAACAAAAAGGCUGCGAAAGCACAACGAAACAUCGGGAGCGGGUUCCAUCCCAUCAGUGUGGAUGGUCUAGACGACUCUGCAGGCAGCUCGUCUGCGGCAGAUAAGGGCAAGGCAGUGGACAGGUCAGGCGGCUCUGUUGGCUUCAACCCCAUGAGCGAGCCUACUUCGACUGCCAAUGCGGCCCCCUCGAAAGACGACGCACAAAGACACCUCGAGGAUAGCCGUGCGCAUAUUCACGCAGGAAGCUCGAGUAAUCUGGCCCCCUCUGAUGCUCUUCAGGGAGAUUCGCCAUCACAUCGCUCUGUCCUUCGAAACUUGUCGAAUGACUCCUCUUCCGUCUCCUCAUACUCUGAGUCUGUCCAAGACGCGGCGCGUGAUGGAAGCCAAACCAACCUUGCGGCUGGCUCUUUUUAUGAGCCAAGUCCCAGUGCUUCGGGGCUCAAUCUGAGUCGCGACGAGACGCCGCCUGGGCCUUUAUCUGGCACAGAACCCAUGUUCAACUUCAGUGCUCUCCAGGAAACCCUCAGUCACGGAGACGACAAAGCUGAGAACGGUACUCAGUAUAUUGAGGAUGUUCAUGAGGCACAACCCAACACUGCGCAAGACCCAUCAAACGUUGACGGUGCAGGCUCAUCUGCGAUCCCGGAUCCUCAGCCUUCAGAGCCUCUGGCUGAAAGCACUAUGACGCUAAAGGCAUCUGAGUAUUCAAGUGCUUCCAAGACCGACGUUGAUGACGAGAUCGGGCCCGCACUACCAGUGCAGCCUGUGUGCGACAACCACUCGUACGAUCAAAAACACAUUGGGGAAGUGGAUAUGCUAGACAACCGCCAAGGCCACCAAGCCACCCAGUAA
This is a messenger RNA of Ascochyta rabiei, 2613 nucleotides long. RefSeq names its product SNF1-interacting protein. The record is from RefSeq and is a predicted model, not a curated record. The transcript is spliced from 2 exons. Gene Ontology annotation, cellular component: cytoplasm. Lineage: Eukaryota; Fungi; Ascomycota; Dothideomycetes; Pleosporales; Didymellaceae. The coding region runs from base 1 to 2613 and encodes 870 amino acids.